Molecule: messenger RNA, 2199 nt
Organism: Actinia tenebrosa (Australian red waratah sea anemone)
Lineage: Eukaryota; Metazoa; Cnidaria; Anthozoa; Actiniaria; Actiniidae
Product: putative 4-coumarate--CoA ligase 3
Molecular function (GO): CoA-ligase activity
Source: RefSeq, a predicted model, not a curated record
UUAUGACAUGUUAAGACGGUUCGUUUGAGAUCACUUGAUACAGAGGGGAGGAUACAGUUGGGUUACCUGUGGUGUUCCUGGGAGCAGCUCGUACAGGGUACUAAUAAAGAUGGCGUUGGUACAUAGUGAGUACAAUGUUGUUAUCCCGGAGGAGGUCAAAUCUUUUCCUCGUAUGGUCCUAAAGAGAUUCGAACAACUUGGGGAUAAAGUUGCUAUAGUUGAUAGUGUAUCAGGUCGAUCCUACACAUUCAACCAGCUCAAGAUAAUGAUUUCCAAAUGUGGUUCUGCACUUUUACGCAGAGGUUUCAAGUCAAAAGAUGUGUUAGCUAUCAUCUUACCUAACAUCCCGGAGUUUCCUAUUGUGCUUUAUGGUGUGAUAUCGAUUGGAGGUACUGCGACAACACUCAACCCUAUUUACACUGUUGACGAACUCGCGUACCAGCUCAAGGACUCUGGUGCAGCGUACAUUGUAACCAUUCCUCAACUUGUCGAAAAAGUAAACAAUGCUGCAAAGAAAGUAGGAAUCAAAGAGGUGUUUGUGUUUGGUGAAGCAGAAGGAUUUGAGUCCUUUUCUAACCUGGUGUUAAGUGAUGAUGGCUCUCGUUUUCAAAUAUAUGAUCCUGUUGACUGGAAAGAUGAAGUUGUAUUUCUACCCUAUUCAAGUGGAACCACAGGGCUGCCAAAAGGAGUUAUGCUCACUCAUUACAACAUGAUCGCACAUACAUCAAUGGCUACUCAUGUAUCAUUUCUGUCAGUACCAGAAAGUGGUGGAGUUAUGCUUGGUUUGCUGCCCAUGUUUCAUAGCUAUGGCCUUGGGGUUUUAUUAGGUUUAGCACUGUAUAGUGGAUUCAAGAUUGUCUGUGUAAUUGGUUUUGAACCAGAGUCAUUCCUAAUGGCAAUUCAGAAGUAUAGGAUUGAUACUCUGUGUAUAGUACCCCCCAUAGCACUGUUUCUUGCUAAGCACCCUUUGGUUGAAAAGUUUGACUUGACUUGUGUUGAGAAUAUCUUAUGUGGUGCAGCACCCCUUGGCAGGGACUUGAUAAUCCAGCUUAAACAACGUUUGCCACGUACAGACAUCAUUAUCAGGCAAGGAUAUGGACUGACGGAAACCUCUCCUUCUUGUAUGGCAUCCACACCUGAUCUCGUCAAGCCUGGCUCGGUUGGAGUGCUCUUACCAAAUCUUAAAGCCAAGGUGAUAGAUCUCAAGUCAGGGGCCAUCCUAGGACCAGAACAGGAUGGAGAAAUCUGUAUAGCUGGUCCUAAUGUCAUGAAAGGAUACCUGAAUAAACCAGAAGCUACAGCUAAUACCAUAGACAAGGACGGGUGGCUGCAUACUGGUGACAUAGGCCAUUAUGAUAAAGAUGGACACUUCUACAUUGUGGAUAGAGUCAAAGAACUCAUCAAAUACAAAGGAUUCCAGGUCCCACCAGCAGAACUAGAGUCUGUACUUCUGUCCCAUCCACAAAUAAGUGAUGCAGCAGUGAUAGGAGUGCCUAAUGUUGAAGCUGGUGAGCUCCCUAAAGCAUUCGUUGUCACACGAUCAAACAUAUCUGAGAAGGAAGUCAUGGAUUUUGUUGCUAAGAAGGUUGCACCUCACAAAAAGUUGAGAGGAGGAGUGGAAAUGGUCGAGAGUAUUCCAAAAAAUGCGAGUGGGAAGAUUAUGCGACGUCAACUGAGAGAUCAAGAGAGGAAGAAAGUUGCAGCCCAGACAAAACACAAACUAUAACUUGUGAAAGUGACAAAUGAAAUUUAACCAUGCAUGAUUGGUAUGCCAAUAUCAAAGUAGAUGGCAUUUCCAUACUAUUUUAAAAAGAAAUUUAUACUCAAAUGACAUGACAUGCCAUAAAAUGCUCUACUUAACAUAAAUAGCCGUACAAAAAUAGUAUCUUAUUCUCAGCAAUCUCCCCUGUGCUAUAUGGAAUGAACAGCGAAUGUGAAUAAGGAAAGAAAAGAAAAAAAUUAUAUUCCGGAUAUGUUGACUGCAUAGGGAUACAAGAGAGACAGCUUGUCUACAACCUGCUCAGUACAGCCUUCAAUCUCGAAGUGUAUUGGGUGGUGUGGUCUCAUCUCUUAUAUGUGCUUGGUGAGACCACUGAUGAUAGUUUGGAAUAACUCGAAUUCAUUCAUUUUCUUAACAAUUUUCAGAACAUUUUUGUAGACAUUUUGAUGAAUAAAUGAAGCAAUGAAUACAAUGGUCAA